Messenger RNA from Calypte anna (Anna's hummingbird), 2521 nucleotides. RefSeq names its product adiponectin, C1Q and collagen domain containing (gene ADIPOQ). Bases 405 to 1133 code for a protein of 242 amino acids. Gene Ontology annotation, molecular function: protein binding. The transcript is spliced from 3 exons. The record is from RefSeq and is a predicted model, not a curated record. NCBI's taxonomy places the organism in Eukaryota, Metazoa, Chordata, Aves, Apodiformes, Trochilidae.
UUUCUCCAUCAGCUGCUAACAUUGCCCAAUUCACAGGCAGCAGCAGCUUGGGAUGCACCAGCCCUGUUCUGGAUGAGCAGAGUUUACCUCCAGUGCUCCUCCAGUUCCUAUCAAAUUCCCAGACUUUCUUCAAAUUCCCAGAUCUUCCCCCUGCUCAGGCUAUCUCCACAAACUAUCCCAGUGGGAUCAGAUUACCAAAAUGGUCCAAAAUUGAAGUGAUGGCCAGGAAAACAAAUUAAUGGGAAGACCCAACUUUUAGGUCAGCGUGCACAAGAGUAAAUGGGAAACACAGUGUCCAAGCCUACAGCUACUCAGACCCUUAGGGAGAGGGAUGUGGUAGUUGGACUUCAUUUCCAGAGAGACUGCAGCAAGCCAACUAGGACUCAGAGCAGCUGGAGCCAACAAUGAGGAACCCAUCAGGCUUCCUCCUUUGCUUCCUGCUGCUCCUGGCUCCCCACUGCCCAGAGGUGGCCACCCAGGAGGUCCAGCCUGAUCCCAAACAGCCAUGUGCCAACUGGAUGGGAGGAGCACCUGGAUACCCUGGCCACAACGGGCUCCCUGGCAGGGAUGGAAAAGAUGGAAAAGACGGAUUAAAGGGAGAGAAAGGAGAGCAAGGUAUUCAAGGUCCCAAAGGGGACGAAGGCCCGGUAGGAAUCCCAGGAGCCAGAGGAUUCCCUGGAAGCCCAGGGCUCAUGGGGCAGAAGGGUGACAGUGCCUACAUCUACCGCUCAGCCUUCAGCGUGGGGCUGAGGGACCGAGCCCCCCACCCCAACGUCCCCAUCCUCUUCACCAAAAUCUACUACAACGAGCAGGGCCACUACGAUGCCAGCACUGGCAAGUUCCUCUGUAACAUCCCUGGCACCUACUACUUCGCCUACCACCUGACAGUCUACCUGUCAGACGUCAAGGUCAGCCUCUACAAGAAGGACAAGGCUGUCAUCUUCACCUACGACCAGUACCAGCAGAACAACGUGGACCAAGCCAGUGGCUCCGUCCUGCUGCACCUCAGCAGUGGGGAUGAGGUCUGGCUCCAGGUGUAUGGGGAGGGGGAGAACAACGGGGUCUAUGCUGACAACAUCAAUGAUUCCACUUUCAUGGGCUUCCUCUUGUACCCAGACACCAGUGUUCAUUAAAACAGGGGGGCUGAGUGGAAAGCUCACCAGUGGCUUCGCCCCAAAGAGCGCCCUGGGGCACUGGCGCUGCAGCUAUGCUCUAUUUACCCAAAAAAUUGCCUUUGGAGGGGAAAACGGGUACCAAGGGUGGAACCUCCCUCCUGAGAAAUCAGGGAGGUUACACAGGAAUGGCUUCCACAGGACCAGGAGUUCUCUCCCACCUCUGCUCUUGCUCUCCUUGUGGGCCCAAAGUCAAACACUGCCACAUCAUGGAAGAGUAACUCGAGACAGCCUAAGUUUUUUUUUUAAAUUUCAAAGCAAUAAGAAAAAUAAGUUACAUUUAAAUAUCUCAUAUAAAUUUUCCCCUUUUUAACCACUGAAAUUGUUUUAAACCAACACUACACAUUUCAAGCCAGCAUUUUAAAAUGUAAGGAGAGGGAGAAGACUGUUCCCAAAAGCCAGGUCUGCUCUUCUUUUCAGCUGGAAGAGGGGGCUCCAUUUUUUCCAUUGUAAUUCCUUGUCUCAUUAAGGCCUUGGAUUUCCACCCAUGGUUUGUUGUCUCCCUUCUUUAGCCCAGAUUUUUAAAUAUAUUCAGAUUAUUAACUUGCAUUGAAUUUUUUUUACUUUCAUUUUCCUUUUAUGUUUAUCCCCUAUCAUUAUCUCUAACAUAGGCAGUAUACUUGGUUAGGGCAAGGAUCUUCACUCUCAAUUUAUCUGAAAAAUUUUAUGAGGCCACACAACAGAAGUGCCCCACUGACCCUGUCACAUUGGGGUCCCCAAAGUGACCACGAACUUGUUGGCCAGGGAGUUGUGAUGCUCAGAAACACCAACAGCUCCCAUGUCAACACUAAAUCCUCCUGGGCACUGGAGACCCCAACGUGGAUGUGUCCCCUCCCAAAUCCCUCACCUGGUGAUGGCACAAAUCCCUGCUCAGGGCAGAGGAGCAGUGUCUGAGAGUUUCCACCUGCAAGCUGGCAGGAUCCUGUCCCAUCUCUGAAUAGCUCCCAAGUGCAGUUAGGAGGAGAGAUCCAGAAUCCCUGUUUCUCCUUUUCUAAGAGUGCCAUAAGCAAGGGGAGAGCUUCAGGUAGUGCUGGGAUGAAGACUCCCAGGACCUGCCCCAGCUCUCAUCAGUUUUCUUCCUGAGGGAAGGAUACUAAGGAUCAGUAGCAAUGCCACCAAACUCCUCUCCAUGGAACCUGCUUGACUUGUAGGUAAAAGAGGAUCUGAUGGUUUCUCAGCUCCAUUCAAAGAUUCCCAAGCCAGCACAGCUCAGAGCUAAAGCAUCGUUGCAAGCACAGAACAGUACUAAGAGCUUCAGCUGAGGUUACUCUCAAGGGCAGCAUUUUCUACACUCCAGCCAAGCACCACAUUACAAAUAAUAUCAAUAAUAAAAAAAAACCUCUCAGUGA